AUGUCGAACCACUCGCCGCCGAUAACGCCGCCGCCGCCGUAUCAUCGCCGUAUUAUCGCCGUUAGCUACUCGUCGAUGUUGAAGUUGUCUGUUGUCCCUGUGGUCGGUGUCGUCCGUUGCUUUUGUCUGGUCCCGUGCUUGUCGAUUAUUUGUCGUUUGCCGUCCGCAUUUCCCGUCGUGCAUGUCCAAGCCCGGAGAUCAUUUCGGUCGAAGGAGACAUGUCGAGGAGUAAUCCUUGUGUCCCUUCCAAUCGCUAGUUUCAGUGAUCGAUACUUGCGUCGAACGUCCUUGCGACUCGGUGCUCGAAUCGGACUUGUUCGUUUGAUGUCGUUUCGUCGGUCACGAAUCGAAUUGCCGCCGCCGAGUGCCUGUUCUUCCCGCGUGUCUUGCUUUCUUACGCGUCGGGAAAACAGACAGACGGACCGUGUACGUAUCGCGAAGAUCUGUCCAUCUCUAUCCGCGAUGCCGCCGCCUCCGCGUCUCCGUCUGGGUAGUACCUCGUUCGUCGCGACAUAUACCGUAAAGCCUGCUUGGCAAGGUUCUUCAUCGCAGCCGCCGUCACAUCGCCGUGUACGCCCGUCUAACAUGGUGAUGCUGCUGGUGGAGACCCCGCCGCCGCCUUCGCAGGUUCCUGCCGCACUUUCGACGUCACAAAUCGAAUUGCCGCCGCCGAGUACCUGUUCUUCCGGCGUGUCUUGCUUUCUUACGCGUCGGGAAAACAGACAGACGAGCCGUGUACGUAUCGCGAAGAUCUGUCCAUCUCUAUCCGCGUUGCCGCCGCCCACGUGUCUCCGUCUGGUUAGUACCUCGUUCGUCGCGACAUAUACCGUAAAGCCUGCUUGGCAAGGUUCUUCAUCGCAGCCGCCGUCACAUCGCCGUGUACGCCCGUCUAACGCGGUGAUGCUGCUGGUGGAGACCCCGCCACCGCCUUCGCAGGUUUUCUGCCACACUUUCGGUCCGCUACUAACGGGUUAUUCUCCACGCAAUUCUUAG
Messenger RNA from Acanthosepion pharaonis, 993 nucleotides. The record is from the annotation of a GenBank genome assembly. Lineage: Eukaryota; Metazoa; Mollusca; Cephalopoda; Sepiida; Sepiidae.